GUUACUCCAGGAAGCGUUGGGGACGGAGACGUGUCUCUAUUGAUGGGAUUGACUGGUUUGAGCUGAGACGCCGGUGGAAACCUAGGCGGCUGUUUUUUGGGGUGAAGGGUAGGGUGCUAUUUUAGUACUGCAGGGCUCGAUCAUGGCCACCUCGGCGAACCAAUUAGAACAGCUACGGCGCCGCAUCCAAGAGCUUGAGGAAGAGCUCGUCCGGGAGAGGGGAGGUAGUCAGGGUACCCGAGCCCGGAUCGCGGAGAUGAGUCCCGAGGUGACGGACUCCAAUCCGUACAGUCGCCUGAUGGCGCUGAAAAGAAUGGGAAUUGUAAAAGAUUAUGAGAAAAUUCGUUCAUUUGCCGUGGCAAUAGUGGGUGUUGGUGGAAUUGGCAGUGUGACUGCUGAAAUGCUGACAAGAUGUGGCAUUGGUAAGCUGCUCUUGUUUGAUUAUGAUAAGGUGGAACUGGCAAAUAUGAAUAGGCUCUUUUUUCAACCCCAACAAGCUGGACUUAGCAAAGUGAAAGCGGCAGAACACACAUUAAGGAAUAUUAAUCCUGAUGUCUUCUUUGAAGUACAUAAUUACAACAUCACUACUGUGGACAACUUUCAACAUUUUAUGAAUAGGAUCAGUAAUGGUGGAUUAGAAGAAGGAAAACCUGUGGAUCUUCUACUAAGCUGUGUGGAUAACUUUGAAGCUCGUAUGGCAAUUAACACUGCUUGUAAUGAGAUUGGACAAAUAUGGAUGGAAUCUGGAGUAAGCGAAAAUGCCGUUUCUGGUCAUAUCCAGCUGAUCAUACCUGGUGAAUCAGCUUGUUUCGCAUGUGCACCUCCACUUGUUGUGGCUGCAAACAUAGAUGAGAAAACUCUGAAACGAGAGGGAGUUUGUGCAGCCAGUCUUCCCACCACUAUGGGAGUAGUUGCUGGUCUUCUUGUGCAAAAUGUCUUGAAAUAUUUAUUAAACUUUGGAAUGGUGAGCUUUUAUCUCGGCUACAAUGCACUGCAGGAUUUCUUUCCCACCAUGACAAUGAAACCAAAUCCACAAUGUAGUGACCGAAACUGCAGAAUGCAGCAAGAACAGUAUCAGAAAAAGGAGGCAGUGAAUCCAAAAGAAGAGUUAAUAGACCAGGAAGAAGAAAUAGUUCAUGAAGACAAUGACUGGGGUAUAGAGUUAGUUUCGGAGAUUUCAGAAGAAGAAUUGAAAGAUGAUUCUAGUUCGGUUCCUGAUCUUCCAAAAGGAAUUAUGUUGGCUUACACAAUACCAAAAAAGGAAGAGAAUGUUCCCGCUGGAGAAAUGGUUGAAGAAUCUGAAGAAAGUCUUGAAGAACUUAUUGCUAAAAUGAAGAAUAUAUAGUGUGAAGAAUGUGUCAAAGAUCUAUUAAAUUUCAGUGCUUUUUAGCUAUUUAAUGGUUUCUGGCUAAAUUUGGCCUUUUGUAUAUUUAUCAACCUGUUUUGGUAAUAGUAUCAUUAAAUUCCCAUAACUUAAUACAUUAUUAGAAGCUAUGAGGGUCCAAUUUCCAGCAAGCAUUAAAGCAACACAAUAAAUUUAAUACUAUGAGAAUGAUAGUGGUAUUUCUAAUCAAAUCAACCACAAAAGUAUUUUCUAAAUGGUAAAAGUUUACUUGUUAGGUAAAUAUAAAGUAAUUUGGCAAAAAUUCUAAGGUCCCUUAUAAUGUUUAGAAAAAGGUUUCACUAUGUGUAGCUAUAUUUAAUUUUUGAAAUACUGUUCUAAUUCACUCAUAAUGCUAAAUCAUGAAUUAAGUGUAGAGUUCCUUCUCUGGAUGUUUUGAGUUUGAAUCUUACGUAUCUUGUACAGUAAUCAUAACAGCUGAAAAUCAAAAUGAGCAAAGUUGUGCAAGACAAGUGUUGCAUUACAUACACAUAUUUUUAUAAGUCUAAGCAAAAUUUAAGCAGGAAGAUUGCUCUUAUGCUAUUUUACAAUCAGCAAGAGCAAUAAAUCAUGAUCCAAGAUUAUUUUUUCUGAUUUCCUGUUAUACAAAUUCAUAUAGGAUAUAUAGUUUAAAGGGAAUUCAAUUGUAUUAGUACAAAGUCAAUAAUCUAUAGUCUGAAAGUCAUUCAUUAGGAAUAUACCUUCCUUUUAAAACAUAAUUUUAGAUUUUACAUAAUUUUUAAAAAAAACAAAAAUGUUUCUUUCAUGUUAUAGAAGAAGGAAAGAGGAAUCUGUGUUUCACAUUUUUCAUGGGCUGGUAAUGGCAUAGUAUCCUAAAAACCAUGGUUUAGCAUUGUAUGUUUAUUUAAACUCACUUGUCUAGUACUAUAUUUGUUGUCUUUUACAUUAUUUUUUGGCUCAUAACUAAUUUCGGUAUAUUUGAUAGAAUUUUAUAUUUUGCAUCCUAAAUUAAAAGGUACAUCUGCAUAACUGGUCAUGUUAUUUAACAGUUGAAACAAUGAAUCUAAAGUAAGAAUAUUAGUACUGUAGUUAAGCAAAAACAUAGUUAGGAAGAGAUGGGACUUUUGCACAAACACACUGUAAAAAAAACUUCUUAAAAAUCGUUAUCUAUGAUUUAACUUAAUGGGAAAAUAUUUCACAAACACUCAAAAUUCUUGUCCGAACCAAGUCAAGAAUGAAAAAUAAACCCAAAGAUAGACUUUACAAGCCAGAGAAAAUGGAUGGGAGCCUUUGGCGGAACAAAAACCUUAAUUUAGUUUCAAUAGUUCUAUUUACCUGUAGAUUAUCCUAGAUAUGUAACAAGUGUUAAUACUGAAAACUUUUAAUGCAUUGGGGAUAUAUUGAAUAAUGCAUACAGAUGAAAAUAAGAUUAAAAGAUUCAGCACAAAAAAGUGUGAAUUGAGUAUUAGGUGGCAGCAAAGGAUACAUAUACAAUUAUCCUCAACUUACGAUCAUUCAGUUACAAUGGCUGAACAAAUUAUUAUGUCUAGUCCUUGGAGUUUCAGUUGUGCCAGUUGAUCGUGAUUUGGAUGCUUGGCAACUGGCUCCCACUUAAAUGACCUGUUACAGUAACCUGUAAUCAUAUGACUGCCAUUUCCUUUUUUUCCAAGAAUUUUAUUAAGAUUAUCAUGACAGAAAAUACAAAUGAAAAUAAAAACAAAUAAAAUGGGAAAGAGAAAGAAAGGCGAAGGAGAAGUGUAAAGAAUGAAAGGGCAAAAAGCAUUCACUUUGAAGUUUUUUCAACAUAAUAAAAUAUAAAAUAGAAUUAGAGCCUCCAAGUUUUUACUUUUAUCAACUUAACAAGUAAUAGCCACUAAUAUAACAACAAACUAGCUAAUCAGAAAAACCCAAAGUCAAGAGGUCAUUUUUUUUCUGUCUCGAACACAAAGAGCGAUUUUCAAUUAGAAACAAAGAUGGAUAAUUGUGUUAGCAUUAUCACUUUUUUCCAUCUGUUUUUCUGUGGGGAUUGACAUAUCUUUCUGGGCAUGCAGAUUUCUCACUGCAACUAACAUAUAUAAUAACUAAGUUCCAAAUUUGUUUUCCAACUCCUUAACUAGUAAUCCUAAAAAGAUAAAGUUUCAAUUUUAUGUUUGUUUUAAAAAUAUUCUGCAUUAUAACAUGAAUCUAGGCCCAGUAUUUUUUGCUUUAUCAAGUCUGUCAAUGAUUAAAAAAUACCUUUAGAAUUAUAUUUCCAACAUACAUUUGAAACAACUUUAAACAUCUUUGACAGUUUAUCAGGUAUUAAAUACCAAUGAUGCAUUGUUUUAUAAAAAAGUUAUUUCAAAUUGUAAUUCACUGUAAACUUUCAAUUGUUCGCCUGCACAUUUCCCCAUUGCUGAAGCAUUAUACCCAAAAUUCCUUGCCUGCUGAAUCAGGCAUUCUUUCACAUAUUUUCAAAAUUCAGCUUCAACAUUUAAUAGAUCUUACCACCAACAUGUUUAUCAUUAGCACGUAAUAAAAUUUCAAAUUCCUAUUUUGCAAAUUCAAACCCAUAUAUUUUCCUAUCUAAAUUAAGUCUUUCCUUAAACUGUAGUAUGGGAGCCAAUGCAAAAGACGUCCUUCAGAUUCCAAUUCUUUUGACUUGAAUGAAAGACUUGGGUAAUAGUCCACUGGUCGCUCUCACUGUCAUUUCUUUUCUUGAAAAGCUUUCUAAAUGCCACCUAGAGGUUCUUUGAGGGAAAGCUUUGUUUUAUAUUUAUUCCAAACUCUUAGAAUGAUUGUUACCAUCAGCAUUUAUUGUACCAUGGGUAGGCAGACAUCCAAAUCUCAUUCAUCGUCUUCCAAUUCUUAUUUUUAAGAUCACCCAGUUUUUCAUCUAGAGCAAACAACAAGCAUCAAAGUACAGUUUUAAAUCUGGUAAACCCAAACCACCUCUUUCUUUAGCAUCUUGCAACAAUUUAUAAUUCUUUUUUUUCUUUUGCCACAUAAAUACUUAAGAAAUAUCCUUUUGCCAUUGUUUAAAUAGAGCAUUGGUAAUCAAUAUCAGCAGUGUUUGAAAUAAAAAUACAUUUGUGGUAAAACAUUUGUUUUAAUUUCAGAUAUUUGUAUGUAUAUCCAUUUCCUGCUUCUUGUAGAUAUUGGAAUAAAAAUUAUAAAACAUUUCAA
Molecule: messenger RNA, 4507 nt
Organism: Crotalus tigris (Tiger rattlesnake)
Lineage: Eukaryota; Metazoa; Chordata; Lepidosauria; Squamata; Viperidae
Gene: UBA5
Product: ubiquitin like modifier activating enzyme 5
Exons: 12
Coding region: 143-1345 (400 amino acids)
Biological process (GO): protein ufmylation
Cellular component (GO): cytoplasm; cytosol
Molecular function (GO): UFM1 activating enzyme activity
Source: RefSeq, a predicted model, not a curated record